Rodentolepis nana is the source of this 432-nucleotide messenger RNA. NCBI's taxonomy places the organism in Eukaryota, Metazoa, Platyhelminthes, Cestoda, Cyclophyllidea, Hymenolepididae. The record is from the annotation of a GenBank genome assembly.
GCGAGGAAAUACCAUCGCGAUGGCCGGCCCUAUGGCAAACGUUGCGAACCCGGCGAUGUGAUUGGCUGCAUGCUGAAUCUCAACGAGCGAUCAAUAUUGUUUUCUCUUAACGGUGAAGUUAUGAUGGAUCCAUUGGGUCAAGAAAUCGCUUUCAAGGACAUCAAACCCCAAGAUGUUAUUUUGGGUUGUGGGGAGGGGGCUGAGGGGAAGGUAAUUGCCUAUUUACCGCAUUUAAUAUUCUCCUAUUUCGCUUAUAUAGUCGCAAAAGGCUUUGUGCCAGCGUUUACUCUUGGCUCUGGUCAACAAGUACGCAUAAACUUCGGCAACGCUGUUCAAACCCUCAAAUACUUCACAAUUUGUGGUCUUCAAGAGGGUUAUAGUCCUUUCGCUGUGUACGUCAGCACUUACUGCGCUAACACCAUCACUGUUUAA